GCUUAUUUCAUGCUGCCUCUUAAGUAUGAUAUAUUGUUUUGACCAUCGCCAGAUUUCACCUUACCAUCAUCACCGAAUUCUUGUAAUUUAUAUAUUUUAUAGAAGCAAGCAAAUAUUAAUAGGAUGAUUUAAAUUUAUUCUCAAGAAAACUUUUUUAAAAAAGUAUCAUGGAUAGCGACUCGUCGAAUAAACAAUCAGCAAAUAGCAAAGUGAAUGAGCAAAAUAAGGCGUUUCAAGACGGCGAGGAAAAGCCAUUAAUUACUUUGGAUGACAAUUUGGAUGUCCAGAAAUUGGCUUAUGAGCAACAUAACAAAAAACAUGGUCCAGAAGUAUAUUCUGACAGCAGCACCGUUAAUUAUGACAAACCGGAAGUGAACGAUGCGUUAGAAGAAAAGCAAGCUACUGAUGACAAGCAGCAAACACAAAGUGAUGCUGUGGAUGGAAUUCCAAGGGCUUCGAACCGCUACGGUGAGACAGAAAUGGGUGAACCCGUUUUUGAUUUUCAUCGUUUUUUAGAGCAACUUCGUUCAAGCCCUGCCGAGCCUGUUGCAAAGUAUCUCAAAAGUUUUCUUUCGGAGUUUAUGAAGCGAAGAUGGUCCGUAAGUUAUCAAGUCAAACUUAUUCAAGAUUUUUUGGCCUUUAUCGGAGAAAAGAUCGAACAGUAUGAGCCAUGGGUUUCCGGAUCACAGGCAGAAAUUGACAAUGCCAAAGAAGGCAUGGAAAAGCUUGUCUCAAACCGACUUUACUCUAGAUUAUUUUCCCCAGAAAUUGCCAAAGAAGGCAUGCCUUUAAGUAGUGAACACUCUGACGACGUGGAAGAGGAUCAUAUAUUGUAUCAAAAAAUGGAACUGUUUCAAUGGGUUCGAGAGGAGCAUCUUGAUAUUAAAAGAGCAAAGUCGAGCUCUAAAUUUUUUCGACUCGCAGCAGAUGAACUACGACGUAUUAAUGACUAUCAUGCUCCUCGUGACAAGAUUAUAUGCUUGAUGAACUGUUGUAAGGUAAUAUAUAGCUACUUACGAAACGUUGUUAAGGAAGAAUCAGCUGACGCAUUUGUUCCUGUCUUAAUAUUUGUUCUACUGAAAGCUCACCCAAAACAUCUCGUUUCAAAUAUUCAGUAUAUCCAAAGAUUUCGCUCACCUGAAAAGCUUUCCGGAGAAGUACUAUACUACUUAUCUACCCUUAUGGGAGCUAUGUCUUUUAUUCAAGCGUUAGACACAAAUUCGUUAACUAUUUCCGAAGAAGAAUUCAAUGAUGAAAUUGAAAAAUCCUUACAGAAAAUGGAAGCAAAGACGAUUAAAGAAAGAGAGAUUUUACCACCUAUCUCAUUAAAUACCCGAGAAGGCUCUCAAACGCCCAACGAGACCCAACCUAAUAUUCAACAAGGAAUGUCAAAAUUACAGGUCGAUAUUGAGUCUAAGAGUCAAGGCGAAAGUUCAAGCAGACCGCGAUCAACAUCAAAAUCGUUAUCAUUUGUUCCCGAAUCUUGGCUCAGGAGUCUGUCCGGUAGUUUAAAUGACAAGGAUCAAGCAGAAAAUGAAGAUGGUUCCCAUUGUAAUUUGGGGGAGAGACCAUCUUAUAAGGUUUCUAGAGAGUAUUCGUCUUCUUCUACCAGAACGCCAAAACCAAGAAAUCCUGACACACUCGAAAAUGACAUUUCUCCUAGUGGUGCGCUACGUGAAGCAACAAAUGCUUCCUUGGAAACGGUUGAAGUAGAACGGAUACGGUCUAAGGAAAAAGCAGAGGCUAUUGCCGCGCUUCAGGCUAUGUUCCCUGCUUUUGACAGUGAAGUUAUAGAGGUUGUACUUAACGCGCAAGAGGGGAGAUUGACUAGUUCUAUCGAUUCCUUGUUGGAAAUGAGCUAAGUUACUGAUGAUGUUACGAUUUUACGAGUUGUACUUAAGCAAUUUUGUUUUACGCAAGGUUAAGGAAUAUGAAUGAAUGUAUUUUACCAUAUUGCUAUAUUAAUGGAUUACAACUUCUUUUUUCCUGAAGUGCGACCAGUUCCCGAUUCCAUUUUGGCAGCUUUUGAUCCAAAUUGAAUGGCUCUUUUUUUUUCUUGGCCGACUAAAGGAGUUUGUAAUUUUCUGGCCAAUUCUCGUAAAAUAAGUUUAUCACCUCCCACUAAGUCCAAUCGCAUUUUUGAAGAAGUAGGCAUUUUACUUAACAGAGCCAUAAGUCUUUCGUCCAAAAAAGGAUAUCGUACUUCUUUUCCUUGGUUUGACAUAACUCUAUCAUCCCGACCAAGGUUUCUAUGGGGAAUUCUCUCGAUAUCGAGCUUAAGUUCCUCAUCUAGGCCUUCCAUUCCUCUUCUUUCAAAAGCUCUGAGAUGCCUCAUAUAUCCACCUAAUUGUUCGUCGGCUCCUAAACCACUAAACAAUACCUUGGCAGGGGUUUUGUAAGGCGAGCAGCUGUGAUUUUUUUGUAUGUCAUCAAAAGAUUGUAGUAACACGCCCUCUCCUUUGGAAGCGAAAUAGAACGCUAAGCCAAUAGAAAAGUCCAUGAUAGAAUCAUUAGGGUAUAUUAAGCUUGUAACAAGAUCCUUGUUUUUUAAAGCCUCCGAGUAAGGCACGUUUACAGCAAUGAAAUUCCAAAUACGACCUGGACAUACGUUCAUUAGUUCGCUCCACCCCUGUAACCCUGUUUGUCUAUCGGGACAAACAUUGUAUGGGUCUGGUAUAGAGGUAAAACAAUCAGCAGCAUCGGCAUUAACGAAAGUAUCCAUGAAUCUAGGAUUUUCGAAAGCGACAUUGAUCAAAUCAAUCGGUUCAUUUGGAGGAAGAAUGUCAUGAAUUAUGCGUGCUAUAACUCCGCAAUCGACACCGCCAGAGUAGAGCACCGCCAGACGGGGGGUUAUAAUCUUUGUUUGUUGAAUAUUGUUAUAACUUUCAUUACUGCUUGGUAUAGUAAGAACCCUGUCUUUAAGCGAUUCUGAUAAUUGGGCAUAGAAGGUUUCUAGAGGGGUUUCAAUACUCGAGGAAAUAGGAAUUUCAAUGCUUAAGGGUAACAAGUGGAAGGGUACAAAUGCAGAAGGAAAAGGAUGGAUAGGAGUAGAAGGAUGAUUAUCUUGUAAAUUGAAUGCAUAAAAUCCUGGUGGUACUUCUUGAAACUCCUUGCCAUGACUAACACUAGCAAGUAUAAACCGUUCUUGUUCUUGAUGGUAAAGCAAUGAGCGUCUUCCAAGACGGUCCCUUCCAAACCACAAUGUGUUCUUAGAUUUCUAAAAAAUUAUAUUAGCAUUAUGUUUAUGGGCCGAAAAGCUGCUGCAUUUGUUUGUACCUGAUAGUAAACAAAAGCAAAAGGACCUUGAAUUAAGCGUAGGACACUUUCAACAUCUUCAUCAUUUUCUUUUAAUAUUCUAAAAAGCUUGGAGCCAUCAUUCUCAUUGCAACACUGCAAAGAAUCGAAUCCUGCUUCACCGCCCAUCUGCCAUAUUUCACCGUUCCAACAUAGAACAUUACCAUCGUCAUCCACGUGUGGCUGAAUUGUUGGACUUUCACAUGGUCCUCUCAAAUGUAAGACGCUAGAUUCAUAUUCUAAAUUCCAACCUGCGACUUCGUGUUGAAACUUGCCAAACGCGUCAGGACCUCGAGCACGUAUGCGCUCACGAACACAUGGUACAAACGAAGAUGAGAGUCCGUCAAUCCCACCUGGUGAUAGUGCAAAGAGAAUCCCGCACAUGAAUUAGCCAAAGAAAGCUUUAUAUCUGGCAACUAACUUUUUUUAUGAUUGAUGCGUUUUAUUGUUAAAUGUUAGCCCACGUAAUUUGGUUUACCGUUAUGCACACCCCUAUGGUAAAUCCCAUUGUAUUUGCUUAAUUGCUGCUAAUCCCAUCCUUCCUGUUUGUUAAGUUAUUUAACGAUUUAAUUGAAUGAACUUCUGUCGCUAAGUAAAUAGUAAACAAUGUUUCCAUAGCAACUACAUAUUAUUUAGAAAUUCUUCCGAAAACUGCGCUAUCGUUAU
This is a messenger RNA of Schizosaccharomyces octosporus yFS286, 3960 nucleotides long. Its product is annotated as guanyl-nucleotide exchange factor Vps901. NCBI's taxonomy places the organism in Eukaryota, Fungi, Ascomycota, Schizosaccharomycetes, Schizosaccharomycetales, Schizosaccharomycetaceae. Gene Ontology annotation, molecular function: small GTPase binding; guanyl-nucleotide exchange factor activity; ubiquitin binding. The transcript has a single exon. Gene Ontology annotation, cellular component: endocytic vesicle; cytosol. The record is from RefSeq and is a predicted model, not a curated record. Gene Ontology annotation, biological process: vesicle-mediated transport. Bases 168 to 1862 code for a protein of 564 amino acids.